UCUCGCGGUUGCCCGGGCAGUGCGCGGCUGGAACCACCAGCUGCUUCAUCCCAUGGCCAGGGGUGGCGUCCAGGUGGCAGAGCACCUAGGAACUCAAGGCCUGAACCCGGGGCCAGACCCCCUGCACUCCCCAUCAUGGUCAAUGGCCCACCAGUACCAGUACCUGCCUUACUGUGGGCCGUCCUGGCAGGCCGUGCCUGCAAGCUGCUACUGCAGUUUGGGGUGCUCUUCUGUACCAUCCUACUCCUGCUCUGGGUGUCUGUCUUCCUCUAUGGCUCCUUCUACUAUUCCUACAUGCCGACAGUCAGCCACCUCAGCCCCGUGCAUUUCUACUACAGGACCGACUGUGAUUCCUCCGCCUCCUUACUCUGCUCCUUCCCUGUUGCCAAUGUCUCACUGGCUAAGGGUGGACGUGAUCGGGUGCUGAUGUAUGGACAGCCGUACCGCGUUACCUUAGAGCUUGAGCUGCCAGAGUCUCCUGUGAAUCAAGAUUUGGGCAUGUUCUUGGUCACCAUUUCAUGCUACACCAGAGGCGGCCGAAUCAUCUCCACCUCUUCACGCUCCGUGAUGCUGCAUUACCGUUCAAACCUGCUCCAGAUGCUUGACACACUGGUCUUCUCUAGCCUCCUGCUGUUUGGCUUUGCAGAGCAGAAGCAGGUCCUGGAGGUGGAGCUGUACCUAGAAUACAGGGAGAACUCGUAUGUGCCGACCACCGGAGCCGUUAUCGAGAUCCACAGCAAGUGCGUCCAGCUGUACGGAGCCCACCUCUGCAUCCACGCCCACUUCACUGGGCUCAGGUACCUGCUGUACAACUUCCCGAUGACCUGCGCUUUCGUUGGUGUCGCCAGCAACUUCACCUUCCUCAGCGUCAUCGUGCUCUUCAGCUAUGUGCAGUGGGUGUGGCGGGGCAUCUGGCCCCGACACCGCCUCUCUCUGCAGGUAAACAUCCGAAACAGAGACAGGUCCCACAAGGAAGUCCAGCGGAGGAUCUCUGCCCAUCAGCCAGGCACAGGGCCCCAAGGCCAGGAGGAGUCCACUCAGCUGUCACCCAUUACAGAGGAUAGUGAGAGCCGUGCAGAUCCCUCGGAGCCAGAAGGCCAGCUGUCUGAGGAGGAGAAACGAGAUCAACAGCCCCUGAGUGGCGAGAAGGAGCUAGAGCCCGAGGCCAGUGACAGUUCAGGCUCCUGGGAAGAUGCAGCUCUGCUGACGGAGGCCAACCUGCCUGUUUCUGCCCCUGCCCUUGCCCCGGAGACCGUGGGCAGCUCUGAACCCUCCACAGGCACUGUCCGACAGCGCCCCAUUUGCUCUAGUUCCUGAAGAGAAUAGGGCAGAGUCCCCACACUCCAGCCCUCUCCCCCCCAAUCCCUUUCCCUUUCCGGGGCUCCCCCAAUAAACUCUUUUCAUGCCAGCUGCCUCCCUGACUCUGAACUGGAUUCAGGGCCAUUUGAAAACGUGAUGUUCCCCAGGCAUCCCCCACCUCGAUUGGAGGAGGUUGUCUUGUCAGGGGCUACCGAUGGGGAAGACCUCCAGACCCUGGACUAUUUCAGGCACAGCUGUUUCCAUUCAUCAGCCUAGGACGUCCAAGGAGCGAAAACCUGCCCACUCCAUCCAUGUGACUCUCAUCUCCCUCUGGGGAGGGGGAUAGCAUAGGGCGGGUCUGGAAAGCUGGGAUACAUCAUUCUGGCCUCCGUACCCCUCCCUUUCUCAGU
Molecule: messenger RNA, 1709 nt
Organism: Lagenorhynchus albirostris (white-beaked dolphin)
Lineage: Eukaryota; Metazoa; Chordata; Mammalia; Artiodactyla; Delphinidae
Product: seipin-like
Biological process (GO): lipid storage; lipid droplet organization
Cellular component (GO): endoplasmic reticulum membrane
Source: RefSeq, a predicted model, not a curated record